Molecule: messenger RNA, 1653 nt
Organism: Planococcus citri (citrus mealybug)
Lineage: Eukaryota; Metazoa; Arthropoda; Insecta; Hemiptera; Pseudococcidae
Product: acyl-CoA Delta-9 desaturase-like
Exons: 6
Coding region: 535-1578 (347 amino acids)
Biological process (GO): unsaturated fatty acid biosynthetic process
Cellular component (GO): endoplasmic reticulum membrane
Molecular function (GO): iron ion binding; stearoyl-CoA 9-desaturase activity
Source: RefSeq, a predicted model, not a curated record
CUUCACGUACCUAGCAUUCUUUUUUCGACACCUAACAACAAUACACACAUCGAAAAAUUCUCGUGAAAUUCAAUACUUGAAUUUUUCAAUUCCAUUUUUCAACUUGAACAUUACAAAUGUGCCCGCAUUUAUCGAUAGUUGAUUUUUUAACGAUGGAACAAUUAAAUUUUUUGACGGCUUAAAACAGUGUAGUAGUGAACUGAUGAUAAUCGACUAGUUUUAAGGUGAAAAAGUCGUGUUUUUUUUCUCUUUGAAUCAUAAAUUCGAUACAAAUUUGUUGCAAAAUAUCUCGUAAAAUAUACACGCGUUAUAAAAUGCGUAUAAAAUACUUAAUUAAAGCUAAACGAACUUUCAAUUUUGAUUACAUAUGAAAUCGCGUUUAUUAAUUUUUUCCUGUGCGUUGGUGCGGUACGUUUUUUCGUAAUUAUUUAUAUUGUAUCUUGCAUAUUAUUAUUAGGUGGAUAUCUACAAUUCACUUGGAAUUUCACUUGGGCGAUAAUUCCCUGCCCCAUAAAAAAAAUUUCCAAGACUGAAAUGCCUCCGAAUCAGAAAGAACAUUUAUUAACUGAAUAUGACAAUUAUGUGAAAGAAAAGGAAGCCGACCUCAACAAAAAGAAUAAUGAAAGUGCAUUAUCAACGAGAUUUACUCAGCAACCGAUCAUAUGGUUGAAUACCAUUUCAAUUAUAUUAUUCCAUAUUGUAUCGAUAAUUUCAUUCUUCAUUUGUGUCCGUCAAGUUUAUUAUCUAACCAUAAUUUGGGGAUUUGUGGUUGGUAUUGCCGCUGGUUUUGGUGUAACUGCUGGAGCUCAUAGAUUAUGGACGCAUAGAGCAUAUAAAGCGAAACUACCUCUUCAAAUAAUUCUGUUGGUUUUAUAUUCCGUAGCAGGAAUGAAUUCGCUGUACGAUUGGGUGAGAGAUCAUAGAGUACAUCAUAGGUAUAGCGAAACUGAUGCCGAUCCUCAUAACUCCAAACGAGGAUUCUUUUUUUCUCAUGUUGGUUGGCUCAUGCAAAAAAAGCACCCAGAUGUGAUUCGCAAAGGAGCUGGUGUAAAUAUGAGCGAUAUAACAGAUGAUCCAUUGUUGGCUUUCUAUAAUAAGCAUUUCCAAGUUUUCAAAAUAUUAUUUUGUUUCAUAUUACCCGUCAUACCACCGCUUUACUUUUGGAACGAAUAUUGGUUAUAUGCUCUCGGAUCGCAAGUGUUUGUCCGUUACAUGUGUAUUUUAAACAUGACUUGGUCAGUUAAUAGUUUUGCUCAUAUUUGGGGACAAAGACCUUAUGACAAAAGAAUAAGGCCCGCAGAGAACAUAGGAGUAGCUAUAGUUGCUCUUGGGGAAGGAUGGCAUAACUACCACCACGUAUUUCCCUGGGAUUACAAAGCUGCAGAAUUGGGAAACUAUAAGUUUAAUUUCACUACAACGUUACUCGAUGUUUUCCAAAAAAUUGGCUGGGUUUACGAUGCAAAGACACCUUCUGCCGAAUUGGUUCAAAACACGAUAAAUAAAUACGGCGACGGUAGCCACAUCCCUGAAGUUCCUGAAGAAUAUGCCAAUGAAUCGAAAAUUUAUCAUCAAGAAUAAAAUAAAAAUAUAAAUGUUAAUACCUUUCAAAUGUGACAAAUGGAGGUCCACAAUAAAAAACAAGUGCUGUAUUUA